AUGAACGAUAUAAAAAUUUCCUACCUAAACUACCCCAUUUAUGGAAUAGGGUCCAAUGAUAAGUACGUGGUGACGUCGGGGGGAGGGGGGGGGAAGAGCUACGGAAUUGAAGACCUCCUAGACAUCAACACGUUUGACGAGAAGGAAAAAAAGUUGCAGGCUCUCUGGUCGACGACGCAGCAAAGAGGUGUUGUCGACUCGAUUGUCUACGAUGAAAAGUACGACAUUUGGUUAGGCUCAGUGAGGAAUGAGUGUGUGAUUUUUCAAAUAAAUGAAGAGACCGGUCCGAAUAUCAUACAUAGUUUCGUUACGGAUUUUAGUGAAAAGCACGCCAGACAGGUGGUUGUCAAAUUUUCCUCCGUCAGUAAUUUUAUCUUAACAGGAGGGGAGGACAAAACGUUGAAGCUGUGGAGGCUCAAAAUUGGAGAAAACUCCAAGGCGGAUGCGCCAAAGGGAGAUGCAGCAACAGCAGCGGGAGGAGCAGCCACAACUGGAGGAGCAACAACAACUGGAGCAACCAUUGCGGGAAUGGUCCCCAUCGGGAAGGAGAAGAAUUUCCUCAUCGACACGACCAGCAACAUAGUCGAACACGUAGGAGACUUCAAAGGACACGAAGAAUGCAUUAAAGACUGUGACAUAUCACAGGACGAAAAAAUAGUAUGCACUUGCUCCUCAGAUAAUUCACUUAAAAUAUGGGACACACACACUUUUGUGAAUUUACACACAGAACAAAUGAGCAAUCCAAAACAAAAAAGCGAAAAAUUAAAUUUCCGAUGUUGCAAAUUUUUGCGAAACAUAAAAAGGAAGGAUGAUUUUUUGUAUACCCUGUUAACCACUGCAUAUACAUCGAGAGGGAAUAGUUAUCUCAUCAUUUGGAGUGUCCUAUUCGACGACAAGAAGGAAAAAUUCACAUGCACAAAAGAGAAGUUCAUAUGGUUGGAUGAUAGACCAUGUUGCAAUAUUGCCAUGAGUUUGAAUGAGAAAUAUCUUGCCUUAGGGUUUAGUACAGGUGCCCUAAAAAUUUACAAUAGUAAUUAUUCCCUGUUAGCGCAUUACAAGAAGCAUGAACUGCCCAUUACUGCCAUGUGCUUUAUCAAGAGUGACACCUUUUUACUUUCCGCGGGGGCUGACUAUAGCAUAAGUUGCAUUCACAUAAAUUCCUUUAGUUUCCGUUAUUUGAGGCGCCUUUGGAAGGUCCUCUUCCUGCUAAUAAUAGUGCUAGCUUUUUGCAUAAUUCUUCUCGAUUUUUUUAACGUCGGUUAUGACCUACGUAUGAGGGAUAUCAUUCGGGGCAAGGCCGGAUUUGCCAAAACAAGGAAGUGGAGUUCCAAGCCAGCCAGCGGUUCUUCCCCCUCAUCGGAUGAGCUGUAA
Molecule: messenger RNA, 1371 nt
Organism: Plasmodium coatneyi
Lineage: Eukaryota; Apicomplexa; Aconoidasida; Haemosporida; Plasmodiidae
Exons: 1
Coding region: 1-1371 (456 amino acids)
Biological process (GO): protein secretion
Cellular component (GO): endoplasmic reticulum membrane
Molecular function (GO): GTPase activator activity; protein binding; guanyl-nucleotide exchange factor activity
Source: RefSeq, a predicted model, not a curated record